Messenger RNA from Pelagomonas calceolata, 2114 nucleotides. The record is from the annotation of a GenBank genome assembly. NCBI's taxonomy places the organism in Eukaryota, Pelagophyceae, Pelagomonadales, Pelagomonadaceae.
GUCGCAGACACCGAGUGGGACGUCACCCAACGCGCCACCAAACUCCGCCGAGGAGCCAAGCCGCAGCAAACAAAGGUCUCGGGGGAGCCAAACCAAGCCGAAGCUAGCUCCAGAAACAAAUUCAAGGGCGGCCGCGCGUCGUAACGUUGCUAACCAGUAAGGCCGCAGCAGCAGGGCCACGACCCCGUCCGCCGCUAAAGCAUAACAAAAUAAACCGUACACGCGCCCAGGGGACCCUUAUAGACUCACUGAGAGCGCUGGGCAACGCAUCUCCGCUGACGCGGUCUGUAUUAAGACCUUAGCUGGCGCCGCCGACCGCAGAGCAAUUUGCACUUGGUGACUGUCGAAGCCGUAGGAGCUCGCCAUGGCCGACAGCACUCCAAACGCCACCGGCACCGCGCCGCCGCCCCAAGCGGCGCCGGAAGCGCCGCCAGCUCAGGACCCGACGAACCCGCCGCUCUCGGCCCUCGUGCUCGCGCAGCGCGACAUGCAGGGCCGCAUUCUGGGCGAUCUGAGGUUCAUGCUCCACCACUUCGUGCAGCUCCAGUCCGCACGGGAGCUAGGAGAAGAACCCGCGCCCGCGGCGCCGCCCGUCAACCGGGAAAGACUAGCGUCCUUCAUCGGCCACCUCGAGCAGCAGAUCGAGAAGUGCCUGCGCCCCGCCUCGAAGCAGUCUGAGCUGGAUGAACUCGAAAAACAUGUGACUACUACUCUACUACCAGUGAAAGCAAAACUAGAACAGCAACUCGGUAACGCCGCCGUCGCGAACCAGGCGCGCGAGGCGAAGCGUUUACAAGAACAGCGCGCGACCGAGAAGCUCGCGCUGGGCCGGACGCCGUCGCCCGAACACAAAGUCGAGAACAUCGACGCGACGGUCCGCGACGCGGCGCAGUAACUACACUUGAACUUGGCGUGGUCGCGUCGAUGGCGUCGACGUGGCCGUCGGAGAGUCUACGCGUCGCGCGAGAGAGCAGUUUCGUGACGGCGUCGUUUCAACUCAGGCGCGGCCCGCGAAAGCCCCGAAAGCGCCCAAACCCCCACCAAAGUCGCCGCCACGCGUCGCUCGAAGGCGCCCGGCGGCGGCUCGCGGCGCCAAAAGACCGGUGCCUCGACGGGGCAUGCCGCGCGAUUUGUCCGCGCCCGACCUCCUGAAUCUCGAGGACGCCGAGGGCGAGGCCUUUGGGUGCCUCGAAUAUCUGGAGGGCGACAGCGUUUUAGGGGAGCCGGACUCGAAGAGGCGGAAGCAGGUCUCGGCAUCUGUAGUGACGGACUCGUCGGCGUCGUCCGGCAAAGGGAGUUCCAGUGAGGAUGAUAUUAGAGGCCCCGUGGCGUCUCCAUCUAGGUCGAAGAACCGCGUCUCGAAUCGAGGGAGCAGAGCGGUCCUGGGCGAGCCCGCGCGCGAUCUCAGAUUUGAUCACUUUGAUGUCAGGACGGUCCAACAGCUCCCGGAAGUCGUCGAGUACUCCUGUUCUGCUUGUGCUCAUGCAUAUACAACAACAUCACACUUGAAUCCGUGGUGGUCGCUCGCGCGCCACGCGUGCCCGCGCUGCGGCCAGGUCCAGUUCCCGUGGAUCGACAUCUCGUCCGCCGCGAACCGCAUCCGCCACCCGCCGCCGGCCGCUUUAGAUAGAGCGCACGCGGCGGCGCGCGCGGCGGCGGCGGCGGCGGCCGCCGCCGCGCGGCCGCCCCCCGCCCUACCAAAGGGCGCGGCGCCCGCGAGCAAGGACGGGCCGCUCCUCGCCGGCGAGACGGCCGACACGGCGACCGCGGCCGGUUUGUGUUCCGCGACGCAGGGCGCGCAGCUCCUGGACCUCUUCGCGCACGCGCGGCGCUGCCCCGGCCACCACCGGGACCCGCGACACGCGGCCGUCUGCGCGAACGCGAAGUUCGUCAUGCUGCACGCGCGCGACUGUACGAGUGGGAGUUGCCCCGUGCCCUGGUGCGGCGCCGUGCGGAAGCUCCUGCGCCACAUGGUGCGCUGCCCGAAUGGUCAAACGUGCAACGUCUGCGCGGCCGAGUGCCGGCGGACGGACGCCGAGCCGCCGCGGACUGACUACUGGCAGGCUUUGCGUCAAGCCGGCGCCGACGACGAAGCGAUGCGAAUAGUCGGCUAG